AUGCUUCUUCUGUUUCAAACAACCGCUGGUGGGUAUGCAAUUUUCAAAGUACUUGAUGAGGACUUACAGAACGUGUUUUCCGGUUCAAAUCCUGCUAGAAUGGCGUUCGAGUUGAAGGCAUUUUCCAAAUUUAACACUAUUUCAAAAACUACACCGGAAACUACUUUGCCGAUCAGUAAUAGACAAUUUAGAAAGCAUCUGCGCAAGUUUCUACGUGUUCAUUGUGCAAAUGAAACGUUAGGUGUAGCCGAUUCAAAGCUUGCGAAUAUCAUUAAGGAUAAAUUGAAAAUUGACUGUGUUCACAACAAUGAUGUUAUGGAGUUGAUGAGAGGUGUUAGAAAUCAACUGACUGAAUUAGUAGUAUGUCUAGCUUCUCAAGACAUGGCCCCUAUGAGCUUAGGUUUGUCUCAUAGAUUAUCCAAAUACAAGAACAAGUUUAGUACUCACAAGCUGGAUACUAUCAUCAUCCAAGCGAUCGGCUUACUUGGUGACAUUGAUAUAGAGCUGAACAGAAUUGCCGGGAGGCUUCGCAAACAGUAUAGUAAGCAUUUUCCAGAACUUACCAAAAUCACAAUGGACAACAACCAAUAUGCAAGGACAGUCAAGAUGAUGUGUGAAUGCAUUAAUGUUGCAAAACUUCAUUUCUCUAAGAUUUUGUCAGAGGAAGUUGAGAUUGAGAAAGAGCUGAAAGAAGCAUCUAUUAUAUCCAUGGGAACAGAAAUUGGUGAGGUUAGAUUGGGAAAAAUUAGUAUGCUUUGUGAUGAAGUUUUAUGUCUAUUAGAAUACAGGGCUACACCGUAUGAUUGUCUCAAGAGUAGGAUCAACGCCAUUGCACCCGAUUUGAUAGCUAUGGUUGAGGAGAUUGUUGGCGCCCGCCUAAUUUCACGAAAUAGCAAAACAAUCACUAAAUCUUCUCCACGUCUACCAAAUGCUGCAUCUCAACGUCAAGUCCAGACAUUAAACAUGAUUAUGACGUUGUUUAAACGCUGA
This is a messenger RNA of Trifolium pratense (red clover), 990 nucleotides long. RefSeq names its product probable nucleolar protein 5-1. Gene Ontology annotation, molecular function: snoRNA binding. The record is from RefSeq and is a predicted model, not a curated record. Bases 1 to 990 code for a protein of 329 amino acids. NCBI's taxonomy places the organism in Eukaryota, Viridiplantae, Streptophyta, Magnoliopsida, Fabales, Fabaceae. The transcript has 6 exons. Gene Ontology annotation, cellular component: box C/D methylation guide snoRNP complex; small-subunit processome.